AUGGAUUCCAAGAUUACCAAUCAAAUAAACGAGAAACAGAGAGAGCAGUUCGAGUUAAAGCGGCUUAAUCAGACGCUAAGAGAGGAAUUGAAUUCAUUAACCGCCGAGCGUUUCAGUGCUAAUAAUCUUCAGUCUCCCCAACAGAUUUAUAAGUCUCAUAUUAAGCGUUUGAAAGAGUAUAACGAGUUAAGGGAUACGGGACUCAGACUUGUUCAAAUGAUUGCAGACGAGAAAUCUUGCACUUUAAAAGAUGUAUUUGAUGAAAUGGGACAAGAAAUGGGCGACUAG
Messenger RNA from Zygotorulaspora mrakii, 288 nucleotides. RefSeq names its product Sae3p (gene SAE3). Bases 1 to 288 code for a protein of 95 amino acids. The transcript has 2 exons. Gene Ontology annotation, cellular component: Swi5-Sfr1 complex; Swi5-Swi2 complex. Lineage: Eukaryota; Fungi; Ascomycota; Saccharomycetes; Saccharomycetales; Saccharomycetaceae. The record is from RefSeq and is a predicted model, not a curated record. Gene Ontology annotation, biological process: meiotic joint molecule formation; double-strand break repair via homologous recombination; meiotic DNA recombinase assembly involved in reciprocal meiotic recombination.